Messenger RNA from Ilex paraguariensis (yerba mate), 736 nucleotides. NCBI's taxonomy places the organism in Eukaryota, Viridiplantae, Streptophyta, Magnoliopsida, Aquifoliales, Aquifoliaceae. The record is from the annotation of a GenBank genome assembly.
CCCGGCUGCUCAAUGGAUGAUGAAUCAGACUCCUUCGAAUUCUCCUCCGACUCUGAAUCUUCCAGCGAUAGCAACGAAUCUGAUGAAUCGGCAUUAUCAUCCGACGAAACGGAGAGAAGAGUAGCAAGAACAAAUCAACUUCCUUAUAUUAGUACCGUGAGGGAUGAAUUUGGGUACAGUCAGGAUUACUUUGAGUUUCUUGACCUGGUGAGAGACGAAUUUGGAUACAACAGUCAAGAAUAUUUUGAGUUUUAUCAACUGAUACAAAAUCACGUAGAACAAAGGAUUGAUAUCAUGCAAGUCAUAUCAAGGGUUAAGGUGUUAUUCAGCGAGCAUCAGGAACUUCUUGUUGCUUUUAACACCUUCUUACCAAUAGGAUAUCACAUCUUGGUCCGGCAGAAUACAUCAGAUCCAGAGUCUUUUAUUGAAGCAGCACUCAACUUUGUUAACAAAGUUAAGACACGAACCCUACCCGACAGAAGACGCUAUUACUCCUUUUUGAAUAUUAUUAAAGGAUUCCGCACUAACUUCAUAGAGGCGUACCAAGAGGUUGUUGCCAUUAUUCAUCUUAUUGUUUCCUUUGUAUCACUUGUAUAUUGGGAUGGAUUUAGCAUUCUACGUUUCAGAAUGUCAUCCAUUUCGUGUUUCGCUCCAGGGAUGACAUACUUACGCCUUGCCUGCUACACAAGAAUAAAUACAGAGGAGGGUCUUACUGUGUUUUGGGCGUUGGCAGGAG